Anneissia japonica is the source of this 2216-nucleotide messenger RNA. RefSeq names its product polyamine oxidase 7-like. Lineage: Eukaryota; Metazoa; Echinodermata; Crinoidea; Comatulida; Comatulidae. Gene Ontology annotation, molecular function: oxidoreductase activity. The transcript has 5 exons. The coding region runs from base 47 to 1624 and encodes 525 amino acids. The record is from RefSeq and is a predicted model, not a curated record.
UCCUGAAUGAACACAGAAGUUGCUAGGAGAAAGUUUCAUUGCAGUCAUGUCGUACAUCGUAAGUCUUCUGGCGUUAGCGGUUUUUGUGCACGUAAAUCAAAAAUCCGCGGUAAAUGGACAGAUCGGGGCACCUCCUGGGCCUACGAAACCGAGGGUAUUAAUUCUUGGCGCAGGACCGGCGGGGCUUCAGGCAGCACAGACUCUAGUUGACCAGGGUAUUACGGACUUUUUGGUUUUAGAAGGGGCUGGAUAUUAUGGUGGACGUGUGCGAGAUAUUCCAUUUGCUGGGGCUCAGGUGGAAGUCGGGGCUGAUCGGGCUUUGCCGUUGGCCGAAGCGUUGGAAAGUUCGGCGAUUGGUCUGCUUCGGACUCACCGACCUAACUGGGAGUCAAUGGACGUGUACGAUGGAUCGGGACGAAAUCUGAAUCAAGCUGCCCAGCCAGUCUGGAAUGAGGCGGGACGUGCGGUACGGAAUGGUUUGAAUCUAGCUGAAGAGCUAUGGGAGUCUCACGACACAGACAUGUCUGUCCGAGCUGCUUAUCGUACCAUUGGCUGGUUACCUACAACACCUCUGGAGAAGACCAUCGAAUGGGCCUAUAACGACUAUUGGCUCGGUGACCGCCCAAGUUAUGCAUCUCUGAUGUCACAUGCAUUUGACGCACCUGAGUGGGUGAAACGAGGUGCUGGUGCCAGAAAACCAGCUUACAUUACUGAUCAACGGGGCUUUAAGCACUUCUUUGAGGCCAAUAUGCUCUUCCUGCAGAAUCCAAUGCACAAAGCUAAGAUACUUCUUAACAAGAAUGUGACUCAAAUCAACAACAAUCCACUCGAUAUACAGGUCAAAUGUGCUGAUGGAAGUGUCUAUUCUGCCGACUACGCUAUAUCCACGUUUAGCGUCGGUGUUUUGCAGAACAAUGUCGUCAAGUUUGUUCCUGAGUUACCCGGAUGGAAAGUAAGAGAGUAUAAUCGAUUUACAAUGGGAGCACAUACCAAGAUUUUGAUGCGUUUUCCGACUAAGUUUUGGGGGAAUAAAGAGUUUAUCUUGCGUGCCACGGACAGGAAGGGUCAUUAUCCAUUAUUUACCGAUCUAGGUUCUAAAGGAAUUUACAGUCGCAAUGUCAAUGUCCUUAUGGCUGAAAUUACAGGUGACGAAGCCAGGCGGAUUGAUAAGCAGCCGCAAAAUGUCAUCAAAAAUGAAAUCAUGGCCGUACUUCGUGAAAUGUUUGGUCCGAGAACACCAAAUCCGACAGAUUUCUAUAUCACAGAUUGGAACUCGAACCCAUUGACGAUGGGUGCGCGCUGCGUAUGGGGUCCGGCACUUUCAACGAAAUGUUUCCAAAGGAUUCAAUCUAAAGUAGGCAGGGUGUUAUUUGCUGGCGAGCAUACCAGUCUACAGUUUAGUUCUCAUGUGCAAGGAGCGCUUGAAAGCGGUGCCCGAGAGGCGAACAAAGCUGUACAGUGUAUGAAUGGAGGAGCAUGUACAGAGUGGGUAGAAGGUCAUCAGUGCGCAUGCACUGGGAAUGCACCAGCGUUCAGCAAAAACUCAGCGUCGAGUUCCCGAGUGACUAGUGCAUGUGUUUUGACAGCAAUCGUCUUCGCUUUAACAACAUUCUUCAGCAUCUAAUUUGUUUUAUUAUACAUGUGUAUACUUAACUUUAAAAAAGUGCCUAUGAACUUAAUGUAGGCCUUAAUAAGAUCAAAUGGCUUGUAAAUAGCUAACGCUAUAAAUGCUGUUAUGUGACUCCAACAGAAAGUUUCAUGUUUUAUACCUAAUAAAAAAAAGUAAACACCCCGAUGUUAUCAUGCAGUGAUUGGCCAGUGAAACAACGCGUAUUUGAAUUACGCAGGAGUACGCAGUGAUGGUGUGUUGUCACUCCGAUUUGUGUUUCAUUCCGCACCUCUACAUAGGUCUAUGUGCGUUUUCACAAAAUACGAGGGAUUUUGUUCCGUUUACCAAAGAAAGCAAAAUAAUUUCCAGCAUUAUUCAAUGUUAUUUUCUUUUUUAAUUUUCCAAGAAAAAAGUAACAUUGAAUAUAUUACAUAUUGGAUCCAGCCAUUUUUCAAUGAUCUUUCUAUUUACAAUUUGUGAAAAAUUUCACAACAGAACCUAAAAUCUUGUGAAAAUAUGUUGGAGAAUUCAAGCGGUUAUAAUCUAAUGCUGCUAAUUAAUUUUUUUUGUAAUAUUCUUGAAAUAAAUGCAACUGUUAUUUUGACAA